This is a messenger RNA of Arxiozyma heterogenica, 1032 nucleotides long. It is a transcript of the gene COQ4, whose product is annotated as ubiquinone biosynthesis protein COQ4. Gene Ontology annotation, biological process: ubiquinone biosynthetic process. NCBI's taxonomy places the organism in Eukaryota, Fungi, Ascomycota, Saccharomycetes, Saccharomycetales, Saccharomycetaceae. Gene Ontology annotation, cellular component: mitochondrion; mitochondrial inner membrane. Bases 1 to 1032 code for a protein of 343 amino acids. The transcript has a single exon. The record is from RefSeq and is a predicted model, not a curated record.
AUGAUAUCAGGAUUUCAUUGCAUCAGUAAACAACCCUUAAAUAGAAUCGCAGGGGGUAGAAUAUUAGGAAGUAAAGUCGUUGGGAAGAGAACUUUAAUACUGGAAGCCGCAAUGAUGGCAAUGGCUAGUAAAUAUAUCUUUGGUGGUGAGGCAAGGUUAGCAGACAAGAUGGGUAAUGGGGAAUUAUACAAUAAAAAUGAAGAUUACAAACAAUUACAGAAGGAGAAGCAAUUACAAAGAUUGAAAAAUUUAAAGAAUAGUAGGCCUAUGGAACCUAAUUAUGAAGGCCAUAUCCCACUAUGGCCUUCUGAAAAGCUUUUUUUGUUUCUUGUGUCUGGGAUAAGAUCUUUUUAUCAUCCUGAGAAUGGCAUCAAUAUUGUACAAUUGGGUGAAUCUACAGCUAUUAAACCAGUUUUGGAUCAUCUACAUCACACUAUGUUAGCAGAUCCAAUAGGUAGAAGGAUACUUAAAGAUAAGCCUGAAGUUAAAGAAAAUACACUUCAUAUGGAAACACUAGCUAAUUAUCCAAAGAACACAUUCGGUUAUCAAUUCUAUACAUGGUGUAAACGUGAGAAUGUAACCCCAGAUACAAGAGCCCCUAUUAAAUAUAUAGAUGAUCCAACCCAUGCUUUCAUCUUUAAAAGGUAUAGACAGUGUCAUGAUUUUUAUCAUGCUUUAAAUAAUGUUCCUAUUAUCAUCGAAGGGGAAAUAACCAUAAAAGCUCUUGAGGGUGUCAAUUUAGGGAUUCCAAUGGCUCUUCUAGGUACACUUUUUGCUCCCUGGAGAUUGACUAAAAUUCAACGUGAAAGAUUGUUUGAUAUCUAUUUGCCUUGGGCUGUUAAUUCAGGUUUGAAAUGUAAACCUUUGAUUAAUGUUUAUUGGGAAGAUCUUUUAGAUAAGGAUGUUAACGAAGUAAGAAAGCAGAUAGGUUUAUUCCCACCUCCAGAUUUAAGGACAAUAAGAGAUCAAAGAAGAAAAGAGCUAAAAGACUUAAAUGAAAAAUAUAAAAAUUUGAAAGAAGAAUAUAAUUAA